UUGACCCAGAUGAAAACAUCCCAUGAAAAGGAGCUGGAGGAGAUGAGAACUAAUUUCAGAAAGAAAGAGGAGGAACUUGAAUCCUUAAACAGAAGACUGCAGGAAGCACCAGCUUUGAGAUCCAGUCUCCAGCAUUGUAAACCACAAGGAUGUGAACAUAAACAAAGUUUGACACAAUUGGAAAUUUUUUACAAAAAGACGAUAAAUGAGGCUCGCUCUGCUGCUGCCCAAAAAGAAAAAGAAUUGAAAUCUCUCAAAGACAGACUGGCAGCACAGGUGGCCAUUUCCCUUAAAACAGGAAACACUGAGAGCAUGAACAACCCGGUCAGUAAAACCAGACUGACUGAGAUGUACGACAACCUGAAGCUGCUGCAGUGGCCGAACAUCAAAGAUCGGCUGAAGUCCAGGAAGAUCGGACCAAAGGAGGCCAAAGAUCUGAUCCAGAGAACCUUUGGAGAUGCAGCAGAAGAAAUGAAGAGAAGGAAGCAGCAGAUAGAGGAGAUGUUCCAGGAGACCAGGUCCAGCAGUGGACUUACUCCUCAGAAGGUACCGGACUCUAGAGCAGAUUCAUUAAACAGCUGGAGGAGAUGUGUGAGCAGCAUGGUUCCUGUGUUACAGGUCAAAGAGUACAGACAGCUGACAGUUCAGAACCUGCAGAUGGCGCUGUUCCACACCAGCAAAGAAGAUCUUUUUAAGACUGGUUUCCUGGAACAUGGAGGUCAGUCUCCAGGGGAAGGGAAGGAGGAUCUCAGACUUCUGGCCUCUGAAUGCUACUGGCUGGGCUGCUUGAUGGCUUUAAACAAUCCUCCUCUUCAGCCUGACUGGAAGAACCACUUUCCUGGGUUUGACUCCUGGGAUAUCUUUCCUCGAGACAUCCAACCGUCUGACUUGUAGAGGAAGCAGAUGCACCACUGCAGAAAACACAUUCUGACAUCAUUUUAUCAUAACUAAUUGUUUUAACUUGUAGUUGUGUUCAUUUUGGGUUUUCUUUGGCUUUAUAAGUAUCAUAGUGACAGAAUGAAGAAAAAACAAAUAUUAUGGGGAUUAUUUUAAGCUUAAAACUGAUCCUACAGGGAAACAUAACUUUUUUUUCCACCCUGAAAAACACACCCACUACAGAAAAACACAAUAACAGAGAUAUACAUCCAUUGUAUCAUUAUGUGGUUAAACGUACUGCCUUGCAGGAAGAAGGUCUCAGCUCAGGAUUUCACAUCGUCUCCUGUUUUGUCCAGGUCAAAAACAUGACCGUUAAUGAUGAAUGAAAAAUCCUCAUGUCGUGGCAAAAAGUAUUCAACUAUUCCCCCCAGUUAAAUAAACUCAAUGGAUUUCACUCAGUCUGCACUUUAUUUUAUCUUUGUAAAGUGACAUUUCCUCUUACGGCCCUUAUUGCAUGGUUAUCAGCCCUGUUCUGAUCUGGGCAGCGUUCGUUCCCCCUUAAUUACAAAA
Cyprinodon variegatus (sheepshead minnow) is the source of this 1446-nucleotide messenger RNA. RefSeq lists its product as uncharacterized. Lineage: Eukaryota; Metazoa; Chordata; Actinopteri; Cyprinodontiformes; Cyprinodontidae. The record is from RefSeq and is a predicted model, not a curated record. Bases 10 to 894 code for a protein of 294 amino acids. The transcript is spliced from 8 exons.